Messenger RNA from Pseudomassariella vexata, 708 nucleotides. RefSeq lists its product as uncharacterized. The coding region runs from base 1 to 708 and encodes 235 amino acids. The transcript has a single exon. The record is from RefSeq and is a predicted model, not a curated record. Lineage: Eukaryota; Fungi; Ascomycota; Sordariomycetes; Amphisphaeriales; Pseudomassariaceae.
AUGACCAUCUGGAUGGUGCGUGUAUUCUCUGCUAGGCACCGUUUGUUGGAACACUACUCGAGACAUGCUUCGUUAGAGGUGCAGCAGACAGAAGAGCAGCGCCAAGCCUCUGUCUCGUGUGCACUAAGCAUGCUUGAGUGUGAUGCGAAGCUCUUGACCUCACCCGUUGUCAAGGGGUACUACUGGUUCGUUUACUUUCAUUUCCCAAUGCUUGCACACGUCCAUAUUCUUCGAUAUCUGAGAGAGCAGCCCGAAAGCGACCAAUCUCGAAUGGCUUGGAAAAUCCUGAGUGAAAAUUAUGAGGCCCACGUCAUGAAACCAAAAUCAGCGGACGCGAUCUUCGCUGUCUGUUCCCGCCUCGUCUUGCAGGCCUGGAAAGCACGUGAAGACUUAUCGAAACGACAAGGCGAGCCGACGGAGAUGCCGUGGAUUGUGUCGGAUAUCCAGGAUAAGGCGAGGCAGAUAUGGACAGGCUUUUCACCCCAGGGUACUGCAGAGCAGCUCAACGGUGUGGUUGGCUCCAGCCUGGAUCAAUCUUUGACAUCAAUGUCAUCGGAUUACACUUGCGAGGGCAUUAAUUUGCAAGGCUUUGCAAGCUCAGAACCCGGCGGCUACCAUGAUAUACUGACGCCAACUUUAUCGGGCUCAGAUGCGGGCCAGUUAUGGAAUCCGCUUGACUGGAUAUCAAUGGGAUUACAGGACCAGUGA